GCUUACAGUCAGUGUAAGUCCGCACAAGCUCUAUAAAUCUAUUUCCUUGUUAAGAGUACAAACACGACGACAUUCUCAGAAUAUGCUGCGAAUAGCUUUCUCGAGUGCAUCUCGCACAGUAGCGCGGGCUCAGCUUCGGCAAGCUCCCAAACCUGCGUAUCUGCACUUCAGGCGGUACGAGUCCACGAAAGCCGACGAGGCGCUCAAAGCAGCCCGGAAAUUGAAUGAUAAAUUGCAAAAGGAUUGGCAAGGUCCCGUACUAACAUAUGAGCAAGUUAAACCCAAAACUCUCAGCCCAAGUCCCGAUGCUUAUCUCAUCGACGUUCGUGAGCCUGAUGAAGUCAUGCAAGGCAGUAUUCCUUCUUCAGUGAACUUGCCACUAUCUGUGCUUGCGAAUUCGCUACAUCUGUCUUCCACCGCAUUCCAGACUCAACACGGUUUCGCCAAGCCGGAGAAGAACCAAGAGGUAGUUUUCUACUGUCGUAGUGGAAAGCGUAGUGCGACAGCAUGCGACGUGGCAAAACGAAACGGGUACAACAACAUCAUCAACUAUGAGGGCUCUUGGUUAGACUGGGUACAGAGAGAAGGUGGGAAGACCCCAGCAUGAUUUAACCUGAGUAUCUUAGCAUGUCUGAUACAUAGUCGUGUACCACAAGAUUAUUUGCUAGCCCCUCCAUCCUAGCCAUUGAAUGGUCAGGAUCACAAAUUUGAUACGUCACGCACAAGAGUUGAGACGUUCUGCUCGCACCGACGGCUUUGUACAUGACAGACAAACAGCUGCCGUGA
Molecule: messenger RNA, 786 nt
Organism: Serpula lacrymans var. lacrymans S7.9
Lineage: Eukaryota; Fungi; Basidiomycota; Agaricomycetes; Boletales; Serpulaceae
Exons: 3
Coding region: 83-607 (174 amino acids)
Cellular component (GO): mitochondrion
Molecular function (GO): thiosulfate-cyanide sulfurtransferase activity
Source: RefSeq, a predicted model, not a curated record